Calliphora vicina (urban bluebottle blowfly) is the source of this 942-nucleotide messenger RNA. RefSeq names its product nazgul (gene naz). NCBI's taxonomy places the organism in Eukaryota, Metazoa, Arthropoda, Insecta, Diptera, Calliphoridae. The record is from RefSeq and is a predicted model, not a curated record.
AUGUUUUUCUAUUUCUCCAGCAACUUAAUGAGUGACCAACGAUGUCCAAAUGACAAUCAAAUUAAGCAACAAAUUGUAAUUAUAAUGCCCGCACAAGGAAACACAUCAUAUGGCGCUGUCUCAAUAUGCAGGCAGCCACAGUGUCGAUUGCUAACAUUAAUGGCCAGUUCUUUGUGUUACUUGGAUUUAAGUUUCUUUGAUAUUGUCCAUGGUUUUUUCCACAACAUUAUAAGCGAAUUUCCACGAAUGGACAUACUAAUCAACAAUGUCGGUGUCAUAUGCGAGGCAAUUACAAUCGAUGGCUUUGAACAGCACUUUCAAGUCAAUUACACAUCACAUUGCUUGAUGUCCCACCUGCUGAUGGGUCAUUUGCGAAAGUUGACAAAUGGACGCAUUAUAAAUGUGUCAGUCAGCUCACGCUCGAGCUGCCUAAAAUGGAUUUUUGAUGAUCCACUAAAUGUGGGCAGGCAUGAAACUUAUUUGUCGAUAGAGUUUCAUGCCUGCCAUGCUUUUUCACAUUCAAUGUUGGCUGUAGUUUUGGCAACAUAUUGACUGGCCUCAGAAUUGGAAGAAACUUCAAUCACCGUAAAGUGCUGUACACCUGGUUUAGUACGUGGCACCUCACAUUUGAGUAAUUCACCACUUAUGUCGGCCAUUUGUGUUAAAUUGAUGACUUAUCCAUGGUUGUGGCUGUUCAUGAAAAAUCCCUACGAGGGUGCACAAUGUGCCAACAUACGUUUGGCAACGGAUCCACAAUUGAAACAUGUAACCGGCGAAUAUUUCAAUGAUUGCGAAAUGGCUGCCACUUCAGAAUUAGGCCAGGACAAUGAAUUGUUUAAGAAAUUAUACAUGCAAACCAUACAUUUUCUCAAAAAGAAAAAUUUAACAAAAUUGGAAAUUGAUAAAGAGCCACACACUCCAGAUGACGAGGUAGAGCUGUAG